Molecule: messenger RNA, 240 nt
Organism: Clunio marinus
Lineage: Eukaryota; Metazoa; Arthropoda; Insecta; Diptera; Chironomidae
Source: the annotation of a GenBank genome assembly
AUGAGACAUUUAUCGAAUAACUUGACGAUAACUAUGAAGAACAAGAAGAGUGCUGCGAUGACUACGAAAUUUGUAUUGCAACUACAGAUCGAGAUGAAGAAAUUAUUGUUUACAAUCAAGAUAUUGUCAUGGAAGAUAAUUGAGUUAGUUGAAAAUUGGACUUUUCUUAUAACUUUUUUAUUUCAUAUUGGUACAAUCCCUGCUAACAGUAAAGCAAACGUCACAUUGUCAUUUAAAUAA